AUUUGGUCAUUUUUUGAUGUCGGACGUACAAUGUGCACGGUCUGAUCUGUAAUUUUUUAUAUAUUUUUUUUUAUUAGUUUAUAAGCUAAUGUUAAGUCGCAAUUUUUGUAAAGGAUUUUAGAUAAUUUUCUAGUAAAUUUACAAGUAUUUGCGGCGAAAAAGAGAUAAAUUUUCAAGAUGAGGGAAAUUGUUACCGUCCAGGUUGGAGCUUGCGGUAACCAGAUUGGUGGGAAGUUCUGGGAGGUGAUAUCUGACGAGCACGGGAUCGACCCAAGCGGCGUGUACCAUGGCGACUCCGACCUCCAACUGGAGAGAAUCAAUGUGUACUAUAACGAGGCGUCCGGGGGGAAAUACGUCCCGCGCACUGUGCUGGUGGACCUGAAGCCUGCCACCAUGGACACUGUGCGUUCAGGACCUUUCGGAUGCCUCUUCAGGCCGGACAACUUCGUGUACGGACAAAACUGCGCCGCCAAUAACUGGGCCAGAGGACACUAUACUGAAGGCAUGGAAAUCUUGGAAUCAGUCUUGGACGUUAUUCGAAGAGAAGCGGAGGGCUGUGACUGCCUUCAAGGUUUUCAAACAUCACAUUCUCUUGGAGGCGGCACAGGCUCCGGACUUGGUACAUUAGUGGUCAACCGCGUCAGGGAAGAAUACCCAGAUCGUGUUAUCUCCUCAUUUUCAGUAUUCCCAAGCCCAAGAGUGUCAGACUGCGUCGUAGAGCCGUAUAACACUACGUUGUCAGUGAACCAGUUGGUCGAGAACACUGACCACACCUUCUGCUUGGACAAUGAGGCGUUGUACGACAUCUGUUUUAGAACUCUGAAGCUCACCACGCCGACAUACGGCGAUCUAAAUCACUUGGUUUGCGCGACUAUGUCUGGCAUCACGACGUGCUUGAGGUUCCCUGGGCAGCUCAACGCAGACCUGAGGAAGCUCGCCGUCAACAUGGUACCAUUCCCCAGACUCCAUUUCUACACACCAGGGUUCGCGCCUCUGACAUCGAGAGGGGCUCAGCAGUACAGAGCGCUCACAGUCCCAGAGUUAACACUGCAGAUGUUUGAUGCAAAGAACAUGAUGGUCGCAUGUGAUCCGAGGCACGGGAGAUACUUGACCGUAGCUACGAUAUUCAGAGGAAGAAUGUCGAUGAAAGAAGUUGAUGAGCAGAUACUUAAUGUACAGAAUAAGAACAGCACAUACUUUGUGGAGUGGAUUCCAAAUAAUGUGAAAAUUGCGGUUUGUGAUAUUCCACCACGAGGGUUGAAGAUGGCGUCGACAUUUAUGGGAAAUACGACAGCAAUCCAGGCUAUUUUCAAACGAGUGGGUGAGCAGUUCGUGGCAAUGUUCAGGCGGAAAGCAUUCCUGCACUGGUACACUGGUGAAGGUAUGGACGAGAUGGAGUUCACUGAAGCAGAGAGCAACAUGAACGACCUGGUGUCGGAGUACCAGCAGUACCAGGAUGCCACGGCAGACGACGAGGGAGAGUUCGAUGAAGAGGCGGAAGAAGGAAUGGAGGAAUAGCUUUAUUGGUGUUUCAAAUGUGUACGUUCUGUUUUGUCAUGAAAUAAAUCAUACCUUAUAAAUUUC
Molecule: messenger RNA, 1584 nt
Organism: Plodia interpunctella (Indianmeal moth)
Lineage: Eukaryota; Metazoa; Arthropoda; Insecta; Lepidoptera; Pyralidae
Product: tubulin beta-4B chain-like
Exons: 2
Coding region: 178-1518 (446 amino acids)
Biological process (GO): microtubule cytoskeleton organization; mitotic cell cycle
Cellular component (GO): microtubule; cytoplasm
Molecular function (GO): GTPase activity; GTP binding; structural constituent of cytoskeleton
Source: RefSeq, a predicted model, not a curated record